AUGCCUCACUCAUUCGGUUACCGCGGUCGCACGCGCGACAUGUUCAAGCGAGGCUUCAAGCAGGCGGGACAGAUCAAGCUUUCGACUUUUAUGAAGGUCUACCGAGUUGGGGACAUCGUUGACAUCAAAGCUAACGGUGCCCAGCAGAAGGGUAUGCCUCACAAAUACUACCAUGGCCGUACUGGUAUUGUCUACAAUGUUGCCCCUCGAGCCGUUGGAGUAAUUGUCUACAAGGUCGUCGGAAACCGUUAUCUGGAAAAACGUGUCAACUUGCGCAUUGAACACGUCAAACACUCGAAGUGCCGUGAUGACUUUCUGCGACGAGUAAAAGAAAACGCCCGACUGAAGAAGGAGGCUAAGGAGAAGGGAGAGAAAGUGCAACUCAAGCGAUUGCCUGCCGGACCUCGAGAGGCCCACACCAUUUCUACCCAGUCAAACGCCCCUGUCACUUUGGCUCCUAUUCCUUACGACACCACCAUUUAA
This is a messenger RNA of Puccinia triticina, 483 nucleotides long. RefSeq lists its product as uncharacterized. Gene Ontology annotation, biological process: translation. Lineage: Eukaryota; Fungi; Basidiomycota; Pucciniomycetes; Pucciniales; Pucciniaceae. The transcript has 3 exons. Gene Ontology annotation, molecular function: structural constituent of ribosome. The record is from RefSeq and is a predicted model, not a curated record. Gene Ontology annotation, cellular component: ribosome; cytosolic large ribosomal subunit. Bases 1 to 483 code for a protein of 160 amino acids.